UUGAAAACCUGACAAAUGGCGGCCAUAUUGACAUAAUUGUUAUUGUCGACGGCAGCACGCAGCUAGACCAUUGAGCUAGACCCCCGUAAUGCAUCUGACAGUUUCGAAUUGUCAGGUGACAAAGACAUUUAGGGUCUAUUUCCUGUCCUGCGGUAUUUCUAUGUAAUUAUCUUUUUGUUUGUUCCAUUUUUAUUCACGGACCUUCUGUGUUUGUGAGUGUGUAGCUGAAAAGAUAUGGGCAGGAGCGGUAAGCCAUGGUAAUCAUCAAUUCAGUUCUCAAACUCCUGCAGCGACAGACUUAUACAUGUCUGUCCCAUCGCUAUGGACUCUACCUCUGUUUCGGAGGAAUAGUUCUUAUGAUCGUAUCCGCCUUUCAGUUCGGAGAGGUGGUUGUGGAGUGGAGCAGAGACCAGUACCAUGUACUCUUUGACUCUUAUAGGGAUAAUGUGGCAGGGAGAUCUUUCCAAACCAGGCUGUGUCUACCCAUGCCCAUCGACGUGGUGUACACCUGGGUGAACGGCACCGAUGCCGACCUGCUGAGGAACCUGAAGGCCGUCAGGGAGCGACUGGAGGAGGAGCAGAGGGCACUGAGAGAACGUCUGGGGAAGAAUGCCAGUGAACCCACAGAAGUUCCAAAGGAAGGAGAGCGUCUGGAGUGUCUGCUGUCCCACUGUAUCCUGGCGCCCAUCCUGGUCCUUGACCCGGCGUUGGCACCUAACGUCACGCUGAAGGAGAUACCCUCGCUCUCUCCCGCACUCUCCUCGGCCAAACAGCUUCUACCAGUGUCCAAGCCGCUCCACCCCUCCACCAGCGUGUCUGUGCUGGUCUUCCACUCUCAGAGCGAUGUGGAGAAGGCAUACGCUGAUGUGCCAAAGGAGCUCCCCAAACACUCUGUCUCCAGGGGAUACCUGACGGCGGAUAAGGAGGCUCCUGGUCUGGUGCGUAUGCAGACGCUGGCCUACAUGAGUGGCUUCCCCGGCUCCUUUAAAGAGACGGAGCAACUCAGGGUCAAACUGCCCUCCGUGGUCACCUCCAAGAUGAAACAGUUGCAGCUAUACUCUGAGGCCAGUAUCGCCCUGUUGCAUCUGAACAGCGCUCAGGACUUCAGCGACUUGACCCAGCAGGCCAAGAAGAACCUGACUCUGGAUGGGAAAGAGCUGACCAUCAGCCCGGCCUACCUCUUCUGGGACCUCAGCGCCAUCACGCAGUCCAAGCAGGACGAGGACGUUUCGGCGAGCCGCUUCGAGGAUAACGAAGAGCUCCGCUAUUCGCUGCGCUCCGUGGAGAAACACGCUCCCUGGGUGCGGCACAUCUUCAUCGUGACCAAUGGGCAGAUCCCGUCCUGGCUCAACCUGGACAACCCCCGCAUUUCUGUGGUUACACAUCAGGACAUCUUCCAGAACCAGAGCCACCUCCCCACCUUCAGUUCUCCUUCCAUCGAGACGCACCUCCACCGCAUCCCUGGCCUCUCGCAGAAGUUCAUCUACCUCAAUGACGACGUCAUGUUCGGGAAGGACGUCUGGCCCGACGACUUCUACAGCCACUCCAAGGGACAGAAGGUGUAUCUGACGUGGCCAGUUCCUAACUGUGCUGAGGGUUGCCCUGGCUCCUGGAUCAAAGAUGGCUACUGCGACAAAGCCUGCAACAACUCCGCAUGCGACUGGGACGGCGGGGACUGUCUGGGCACAGGCAGCAACAGCCGGUUCGUGGCGGGUGUGCCGGUGGGCCCGGGGGGUGCGGUCGCUGGGCAGCCCUGGCAGUUCCCCGGUGGGCUGGGUGGCAUCGGCGGGGUCACCUUCUGCAACCAGGGCUGCGCCAACUCCUGGCUGGCUGACAAAUUCUGCGACCAGGCCUGCAACGUGCUGUCCUGCAGCUUCGACGUGGGGGACUGCGGAGAAGAUCACUUUGAUGAGCUGUAUCGUGUUAACCUCAUGAGGAACCAGACACACUACUCUCUUCCCCAGGGGGAGAUCCGACCCUACUUUAGCUUCUCUGGACUGGCUCACCGCGUGUCUGAGGCCCAGGUGGGUGAUAACGUGGUGGUCCGCCACACCAGCGUGGCCAACAAGUGGAAGACCAUCCACCUGCUGCUGUUCCCCGGUCACAACGCUACACAGGUCCACUACAACAUCACCUUCCAGACCUCCGACGACAGCCACUUCGCCAUGGCUUUCUCCGUCUCCGUGGAUACGCGCGAGAUUCCCCGCGUCAACACUUCCGAAAGCGCGCGCGGCGGUGGCGGCAGCGACGAGAAGGCCAAGGAGGCCAAGCCCACCGCCCCGACUCCUGAGCCCGACGUGCAGUUUCCCGACAUCCCGGAGGACAAACGGGGUCCUAAAAUCAGGAAGAAGCCGGUCAGCCAGCCAGAGGUGGCUGUGGAGGUGCCUGCGCUAAAUAUCUCCCUCUUGCCAGUGGAAGUUCGGUACGAGCUUCACCUCCUGCAGGAGAAGCUGGACACUGGGGACAUCACUAUGAAGGGUUAUAACCUCACUAAGUCAACCCUCCUGGCGUCGUUCAAGGACCAGCCUCAGUACGCUCUCCAUGGCAACGGUGACAUCCCAGAACCCGCGCAGUCUGACGGCAAGCCACAGAGCAAACCCUAUAAAGACAUGGAGCCGGAGGAGAGAGAGGGCGGAGGAGAGGCGGAGAGGAAGGAUGAGCAGGAGGAGGAGAAGAAAGAAAGAGUGAAGAGAAACGAAGGAGAGGCGAAGGAGGGAACAGAGGAAGAGGAGGAAGAGAAGAGGAAGAGCGCAGGAGAAGGGGACAAAGAGACAGAGAAGAAACCUCAGGUGACCCUUGUUCCUAUUCCAAUCGAUGACAAGCCUCCAGACCGCUUAGUGGAAGGUGAGCGGUUGCCCACAGAGAAGCCACUGACAUCCAAACUGCUCAGCACUCUGAUGGGUUCCGUCGCUAAAGGGAAGGUCCCGGAGGCUCAAGCCCAGCCUGGGGCUCCUCCGCUGGGGAGAGAGGCGGCGGGAGACCAGGGUCCCCCCAUCGGCAGGAGGCUCCAGCACUAUGUCAACUCUGACCGAGGAUUCCUGCCGUGGGAGAGGAGGAAGUACUUCCAGGACCUGCUGGAGGAAGGGGAACGUCUGGAGGCGGAGCUGCAGUACGCUACAGACAGCGAUGCCAUCGGCCGGAAGCUGCAGGACACCUUCGCUGACUCCCUGCGCUACGUCAACAAGCUCCUGAAUGGCCAGUUUGGCUUUACAUCACGCAAAGUGCCCGCCCACAUGCCCCACAUGAUUGACCGGCUCAUCAUGCAGGAACUCCAAGAUGUCUUCCCUAAGGAGUUUGAUAAGACGUCGUCUCACCGCGUGCGUCACUCCGAGGACAUGCAGUUCGCCUUCUCCUACUUCUACUUCCUCAUGAGCGCCCUGCAGCACCUCAACGUCUCGCAGGUGUUUGACGAGAUCGACACCGACCACUCCGGCGUGCUGUCCGACCGCGAGAUCCGCACGCUGGCCACGCGCAUCCACGAGCUGCCCCUCAGCCUGCAGGACCUGACGGGUCUGGAACAGAUGCUGAUUAACUGCUCUAAGACCCUCCCCACAAACCUGACAGGCCUGCACCAGAUCAGCCCUACCCAGGAGGCAUACUACGACCCCAGCAUGCCUCCAGUCACCAAAGGCCUGGUGGUUAACUGCAAGCCCAUCACAGAGCGCAUCCACAAGGCCUUCAGGGACCAGAAUAAGUACAAGUUCGAGAUCAUGGGCGAGGAGGAGAUUGCCUUUAAGAUGGUGCGCACUAACGUGUCUCACGUGGUGGGACAGCUGGACGAUAUCAGGAAGAACCCAAGGAAGUUCAUCUGUCUGAAUGACAACAUUGACCACAGCCAUAAGGACGCGGGGACUGUGAAGGCCGUCUUGAGGGACUUCUACGAGUCCAUGUUCCCUCUGCCCUCCCAGUUUGAGCUGCCCAGGGAGUACCGCAAUCGCUUCCUCCACAUGCGUGAGCUACAGGAAUGGCGUGUGUACAGGGACAAACUGAAGUUCUGGACCCACUGUGUGUUGGUGACACUGGUCGUCUUCACCGUCAUGUCCUUCUUUGCUGAACAGUUGAUCCUCCUGAAGCGGCGCCUCUUCCCCAGACGACGGGUCAGCAAGGAAUCCACCUCGGAGCGUGUGUGAGGAGGUGACGGAGGAGAAAAGAACCACUUCUCCUUUUUCAUCUCUCCUCCCCUCAUCCUUCCCUUCCUUCCUCCCUCUCUGACUCACUCCUCUGUCUCUCUCUCUCUCUCUCUCUCUGUGUCUUAAGAGAGGGGGAUUAGCUGGGUGAGGUUGGAGCAGGGGUCAGGUUUUUGAACGGAGUGAGGCGUGGACUUCAAAGGGCUUCUCCUCCAAGCCCUGAAGCGUAAAGACAUACAAGGUGACCUACACAGUAAUGGCAAGAAACAUGGUCUUCCCAGACUGCUGGGAUGCUGCAUGAAAAGGGGACGCGGGAAAGAAAUAUAUGAAUGAAUCAGCAACUGGAGAAAUCUUGACAUCAAAGUGGUAACCAGGAUUUACUGAGACACUAUGAUUCCAGUCCACCAGGGGGCACUAAUGAGACUCCAGUGAGCAAUACACACUCCCCCACCCCUAGUCUGUCGGUCUACUGUGUCGUUGUGAUCAAGAUGUUGGUGUCCUGUCCACCACACACUCAAGACAUCAACACUGGACACUGAAAUAGUAUUUCUUGUGAAUUGUUGGUUUCAUAUCAGUUAGAUGCUUACAACUGAACCCUGAUUUUGUGAAUGAGGAUCUUGGUCUCUGCCUCGUUUUGUAAGGCUUGAUUAUAUUAUAUUAGAAUGAUUAUUUUAAAUACAAAAGGCAGAGUGUGAGAACAUCUUGGUGGCUCACUGCAGGGGUUUUUUUAUUGUGUGUUUGUUGGUGCUUUUGUUUUGUUUGUUCUCUCGGACAUGAGUUUGUUUUGGCUGUUGCUUCAACCUAUCGUUUUCUUCUCAACAUUCCAGAAGAAGUGCCUUUUUAUAGACACAGACUAUUAGGCCGAUGCACUUUCUCUUACUCUCGAGUUGUGCUAAUAGGCCUGAUUUGUCGUGUAUAUGGUCCCUGCUUUGUUGAACAGGAACUGUGAGAUUGACUUCAAUGCUGGUCUUGAGGUUGUCAAAUCUUCCUCAAAUUCACACUUUGUAAGCAUCUGGGUUUUGAAAAAGAAAAGCACAUGAUUUGAAUGUUCCUGACAGAAAGGACAUGAUUUAAAACAAAACUCUCUCCUACCUGCAUCAUGUCCCCUUCCUGGUUGCAAUGAUAUCAUAAAAGGCUACCAUAGUGACAGGGGUCAUAUGGGAGCUGAAGAGCUCAUGUCUAACAUUUUCUGUGUCUGUUUACUUUCACAACUAAUACAGUGUACAUAGAUACAGUCCAACAUAUUAAGAUCAUAUCUAUUUCUGAUGCUUUGGAAAUGGAGAUUUGUCACAGGACAGUGUUUGUUUGAGCUUAUCAAAAACCUGCAUGUUUUGCAAGAGUUAAGCCCACCAAGAGGCUGUUUGUAUGCGUGUGUGUGUGUGUGUGUUUGUUUGUGUGAGUGAGAGAGACAGAGAGAGCUUUUCUCUCAGGGAACUUAAUGAUAACAAAUUGCUUGUAUCUGAAAUUCAGAUUUCUACAGCUUGGGACUUAUCAGUGACUAAUGAUUUGUUCUGUGGAUUAAGUUUAUAAUAAUGUAAUGUGAUGGAUGUCAGGCUUUCUGUGUUAAGUUCGUGCCAUAAAAACCCUCAGUACUAAAGAGUGUAUUUAAAUGUAUGGAUUGACCACACAAAUAACCUUGAACUGACAACUGUCCACAAGUAAUAGCAUGGUCAAUGAUGCCCUGUUUGCCAAUCAGUUUUAACCAAUGAGAUGAAAACCUGAAAUUCGCUGGAAUUAAAAAGUAAAAUUGUGUUAAAAUA
Messenger RNA from Alosa sapidissima (American shad), 5887 nucleotides. It is a transcript of the gene gnptab, whose product is annotated as N-acetylglucosamine-1-phosphate transferase subunits alpha and beta. Gene Ontology annotation, biological process: carbohydrate phosphorylation; N-glycan processing to lysosome. Gene Ontology annotation, cellular component: Golgi apparatus. Gene Ontology annotation, molecular function: UDP-N-acetylglucosamine-lysosomal-enzyme N-acetylglucosaminephosphotransferase activity; calcium ion binding. Bases 255 to 4130 code for a protein of 1291 amino acids. Lineage: Eukaryota; Metazoa; Chordata; Actinopteri; Clupeiformes; Clupeidae. The transcript is spliced from 22 exons. The record is from RefSeq and is a predicted model, not a curated record.